AUGGAUAACUCAGAAGUAGAAAAGACUGCAAGCGAAGACGCACAGCUUACUAGAAGUAGAAGUUUUAAAUCGAAGCAAUUAGUACGUAGCCAAGCGAUUCGCGAGUCUACGUCCCCCCCUCGUACAGCCUCACCCUACGAGCCUGGCAGCCCCGAGCAUGAGAAAGAGAAGGAACAUAAUCGCUGCGUCACUAAUGUCAUUGACGAUGAGAAGAUUCCAGUGCAGAUACAGAUAACCUCGGGCGGCUGGGAGGAAGGGUUUAGCGAGCAGCGUCUCCGCACACGACGUUGGUUGGGACAAAGACCGCAUUCGGACUCCUCUAGGGACUUUCUCUCAUAUAAUCCUCGUGUUACUUGCGUCUGUGGAAAGUGUGCUUGUCCACACUGCAGGGGUAAACGAAAACACAUGUGCGCGAUUAAACAGGACUCUGGUAUAGUUUGCUCUGUGGACUGUCCCGACUGCUCUGAUCUUGACAAUAUUGGUGCAAAUGGAAAGUCUAGUAGUGUGGAUGUUGAUGAUCAGACAUUUUACUGCAGGUGUCCAGAACGUAAAGACAAACCGAAAAACCUAUCGCUAAGCGGAAAUGAUGCAGACGACAAAACGGAUCUGACGGACCAGGAUUUGGUGAAUUUCCUGAGAGACACGCUCAACAAGAAUCCAAAGGACAGGAUCACACUGUUGAAGGUUGAAAAGGAGUUGCACGCACUUGUCAGCGAUGUUGGUCGUUGCAUAGUGCGGUUUCCGGUGAUGACGUCAUACGGCCGUAUGUUGGUUCAUCGGGUGGCUGCGUUGUUUCAACUGGCGCAUCAUAUCGACCACGCUAACAAGACCUGUGUGGUCGUAUCUAAGAGUGGCACGAGUGGUGGUAGGAUCCCUUGCACCAGCUUCAAACAGUGGUGCACGCGAGUGUUCCCCAAAUCACCUCCAAGGAGACACGAUGAUACACUCGCUAAAUCGAUACUUAAACGCGCGGGGAACGUUUCGGAAUCGAGCGGCGGCGGUGCGGACGCGCCGAGGAGUAAGUCACUCGAGCAACGCGAAAGGGAUUACGAGAGAGCGAGACGGAGGAUAUUUAGUACGGACAACUGUACACAAGACGAGAGCCAAUGGCCGUGGCUCCCCUCUGGACCUGUCAAGCUUCUAACACCUGAGGGCGGAAAGAAUAAACUUGUUAAGGUCCAAUCUCUUGAGUCCCAGGGCCAAGAGACAAAUUCCCGAGGUGCUGUGUCCAAAAGCCAUAGUUUCGGAGGAUAUACGGCUGAACCACAACAGCCACGAUUGCUUAGCAGACAAGGUGAUUUGGCUUCAAGCAGCUGGCGUUUAUCACCAUCCAGUUCUGGAUACAAAACGUUGAGUUUGCGUAGCACUGACUCCGUCACUCCGUCGCCGACAGGCGGAGCAAGUCCCGAGCCAGGCACCGAAGCCGCGACCCUCGUGUGGGCGGUGACUAACCUGUCUUCUGUACCGCCGGGAGCUAUUGUUAUACAUCCACAGACCGGACGUCCUCUUACAAACCCGGACGGCUCCAUUUAUCACUUCGAUCCGGCCAACCCACCCGUUAUUUACCAAGAUGAUAAGAAUGACGCAAAUGAAAAGCGAAGGGGAAAGUUGGAAAAGCAACAUUCGUUUAUGGUUACUGAAUGUGAAUGUCCUACGAACGAGUGCAGAAAAUGCUGUUGUGAGUGUAGACAAAAUGGAGGUCAGAAAUGUAACAGUGAGAAGACUACUCCGCCGGGAUCUAAAAACAAUUCAAUACCAAACAGUCCAGUAAAAGGAAUUGAACCAAAAGAAGUACCUCCAUCGCCUGAAUCCAUACAACAAUCAGAAAUCCAAAAGGAGGCAAAACCUGUAUACGAAGUCGAACCACAGAAAACAGAAAACCGGUUCGAAAAUUCAAAUUUCGAACACCAAAAAUCUGUUGAUCACCAGAAACAGUACGAAACCCAAAAAUCAUUUGAAUCUCAAAAGUUUGAAUCGAAUUCGCCAGCCAAUCAGAAGCCUUACGAGUCGCCCAAUCAGAGGGUAUAUGACUCGCCCAAUCAACGGCCAGUGUUUGAAAAUAGAACGUUUGAGAAUCAUAUAAAAGUACAGGAAGUUCAGUAUCCAAGCCAGGAAUAUAGUAGCUAUGGGCAAGGAUUUAGAAUGGAAGAGAUAACACCACCACCACAGGCUAUAGUGAAUUAUCACCAAGAUGUGUCAGAAACUCAAAUUAUUCAACAGAAUAAAAUGACGCCCAUACCAAUACAGGAUCCUAAUAUCAGACCAGUCUCAAUAACAAACAUGAUGUAUCCAACGCUACCUCAACAUUAUCCUUUCGUUACUCCGUGUAGAUUGGAUCAACAAAUGCAGCCACUGUACCAGCAGAUGCUGGGAGCAGAAGAUCAGAAGCACUUACCGCAGUCACCACACACAGAUAACACGUUUCGUAUAGACCCGAGCUAUCCAUAUCCAACUGAGUUCAAUGCAUAUGGCGGAUGUCAAGAUCCCGUGCUGCAACGAGGAUAUAGUAUGGGCUACAGUCCAGUGGAAGUACCAACUAUGGUGCCUUCUUAUCCUGUUCCAAACGUUAUUCUACAGCCUCCCAUACAACACUAUCCGACGUAUCAAGAGCAAAUCCAAUGGCAGGGAAUGCAACCGCCCGUGCCAAUAGCCAGUCCGGCUGCGCCAAAAUUGAUGCUACACGAUGUCUAUCCCAUGGUGUGCCCCAACAUUGGCUAUCAGCCGUACAACGUUGUAUAUCCACAGGUUCUACCACAACCAUAUCCCUUUCAGCCGGUAUACCCAAUAGUACCAGAAUGUAGGAACAACAUGACGCAGAGGAAACGCAACUCCCUACCCAACUCUUCUCGCAACACGCCUCAAACACCGCUAGAGAAGAAAGAAGAGACGGACUCGACGGAGAUAGCUGCUAAGAUACAGCAGAUAAAAGAACAGAUGGCGCAAAUGAAUACAAAAGAUAAGAGUGAGAGGAGAACAGACUGGAGGGCUAACAACGGAUCGGGGAUACUGGGGAGUUAUCCCGCUAACUUUAACGGGAGAGUUAAUGGGAGGCCAACCGAUGACACGCAGUUGAGUUCGGCCGCUCGGGCGAUUGUCAAUUCAAUACGGAAUAUACAAGCGAAAAAUAAUUACAACGACAGAAAAUAUGACAAUAGACAGGACCAAAGACAAGAUUUCCGCUACAGAGGCCGACCAGAGAGGGACGAGAAAGAUCGGACUGAAGGCCAGAGACCGGUUAUCCGGCCUGAGAGAUCCGAUAGGGAUAGGAAUAGGGGGAUAUUUCGGGAUAACCCCUUCCCCAUGCAAUAUAGGCCGCCUUAUUUAUUGCGACAGAUGUCUCCUGGGGCUUGGUGCAGACGAUCCCCAGGGCCGGUCCAUCCAGUACUACUCAGAUCAUUUGCUGCAACGGAAUCGGUUGAUAGAGAUUCACGACCUCAAAAAAGAGAUAAAUCACCGGUAUUCGUUUCUGAUGAGGCUUUUAAGCCAAGCCAGGAGAAGCAGUAUUUAAGGUUAAUUGAGAACUAA
Molecule: messenger RNA, 3525 nt
Organism: Pieris macdunnoughi
Lineage: Eukaryota; Metazoa; Arthropoda; Insecta; Lepidoptera; Pieridae
Source: the annotation of a GenBank genome assembly